This is a messenger RNA of Oldenlandia corymbosa var. corymbosa, 1352 nucleotides long. The record is from the annotation of a GenBank genome assembly. Lineage: Eukaryota; Viridiplantae; Streptophyta; Magnoliopsida; Gentianales; Rubiaceae.
CGUAUGAGUAAUGAGUAUCAUCCUUGAAAUUAGCUAAUUUGAAGCAUAAGCAUCUUACGAGGUACAUAUUCAUCAUCCCUAGAUGAAACAUGUAUGGUUUUCCUUUAUAUACCCAAGCCAUUUUAGGAGAACAUUCCCUUUCCCAAUCUCUAACUUUAAUUCUCCAAUUCUUUUGUAAGUAAUUUGUUUGUUGAAUAUUCAACUAUCGAUUAAUGUAUUAUGGCUCAACAAAGGGAGGAACCUGUACCAGUUCCCCAAACAAUAUUAGAGAAUGUUUGGGCAAAUUUCAUUUCUAAAAAGGAUGAUGAACAAGUUGUUGAUAAUUGCUCCAAAUCAUUAUACCAUGAUUUGCCUGGCUUGGAUUCUAGAGAUGGCCAAGUGGGAGCACUUAAAAGGAUUCCAAGUUUAGGCCGGAUUUUAUCCAUGGGAUCCGAUGAUUGGGAUGAACUUUUCAGUAUGAUUAAUAAUAUGCCAACAAGCAAGAAUGAAGAUCAACUACAAGGCAGUACUAUUAACAACAAGUCGGAAGGAAGAGACAUCAUGGAAACUAUGCAUCCGAAUUCGGGUGAAGGAGUAGUAAAGAGGGAGAAGAUGGUGUUUGCAAGACAUUAUCGCGGGGUGCGGAGACGGCCAUGGGGAAAAUAUGCAGCUGAGAUAAGAGAUUCAUCAAGGAAAGGAGCUAGACUUUGGCUUGGGACAUUUGAAACAGCAGAGGAAGCAGCCAUGGCUUAUGACAAAGCUGCAUUGAGGAUUAGAGGUCCCAAGGCUCAUCUAAAUUUCCCACUUGAAAAAGUUGUUCAAGCUUUGGAAAUUUCAAAUCAUUCCAAUCGAAAACAAACUUUGGAAUUGGAUUCAUCUUCAAGUUCUUGUCAAAUCAUUGAAUCCUCAUAUUCAGUUGUUGGUUCAGGAGAAAUCAUUUCUGGUCAUACUAGAAAAAGAGCAAGGGAAGAAUAUUGGAGAAUCGAGGAUUCCGUUAAUAACAGCAAUGCAGAACAAUACCAAUCGAAACGGAUACGAGUUUGGGAAGAAGCUUUUGUGAACGAUAUUGAUUUGUUUGGAUUCGAGAAUCAGCAAAUUGAAACUGAUCAUUUCUACAAUUUGUUCUCCACAUUUUAAUUGUAAUUCGUAGCUGCUAGCUAAAGUAUAAAGUGAAAAUUUUAUUUUAAAAAGAAUUAUUUUGUUACAGCUAUAUGAAGCUUAUGAUUGUUAUAUAUUAUUGUCAUUAGAGAAUUUGUAUCAUUGACUGGAUUGACAAUCUUGCACAUUAAUUCUUGGUCAAGAGGCUAUUCACAAAUGAAUAUGUUAUAACUUAAUUAAGUAGUAGAAUAAAAACUCUUGUAACUCAACUCUAG